Molecule: messenger RNA, 562 nt
Organism: Melanaphis sacchari
Lineage: Eukaryota; Metazoa; Arthropoda; Insecta; Hemiptera; Aphididae
Gene: CCHa2
Exons: 3
Coding region: 51-389 (112 amino acids)
Source: RefSeq, a predicted model, not a curated record
CUCAUUUAGACGAUUGACUAUCAGUGUUUGUGCUUGUGUAUAAUAUAACCAUGUCUUUGAGACCACAAAUCGCAACAACGUGCUACUUUUGUAUGGUUUUACUAGCGAUUGUAGUCAUAUUUACAGUAGACAAUGGAGCAGCUAAACGCGGAUGUGCCAUGUUUGGCCAUUCCUGUUACGGCGGUCACGGUAAACGGUCUUUUCAAAUCCCCAUGCAACAACCAGCUAGAAUUUGGCCAGCCACAAGUGAAGAAGAGGCCCAAGUCGACGACGCCAUCAACAAGUAUUUUAAAAUAAAGCCGCACUUUACACCGUUUUGGCAAAAAAUGGUGCAAAUGUACAAUGAGCGCAAAAUUAAUCAUCUUAGCAACGACAGCAACAACAUGUGAAGACAAAACCGAACGAGAGAUUGAAAUGAUUCUAUUUUCUUGACUCGGACACACAUAAUAUUCUCAUUAUUGUCGUCAGACAUAUCGAUUAGACUUAAAAAUCCCUCCACAAAAAUAUAAAAACAAAUUUUCCCUUGUCUCAUUAUAUUUUGUAAUUGUCCUAUACUAUGUUA